CUCACUCCCUACUUAUACCCCCCACCACCGCCCCUUCCAAUCUACCACGCUCAACACAUACUAAUCUAUACAUACAAAUUUUAUCUCUACACCACAAUCCUCCUUCAUUUUCAUCAAUGGCUCGCACCAAGCAAACUGCUCGCAAGUCCACUGGCGGCAAGGCGCCGAGGAAGCAGCUCGCCACCAAGGCCGCGAGGAAGUCCGCCCCCGCCACCGGCGGCGUGAAGAAGCCCCACCGCUUCCGCCCUGGGACCGUUGCGCUUCGUGAGAUCAGGAAGUACCAGAAGUCGACGGAGCUCCUGAUCCGCAAGCUGCCGUUCCAGCGCCUCGUGCGGGAAAUCGCGCAGGACUUCAAGACGGAUCUGAGGUUCCAGAGCUCUGCCGUGGCAGCGCUGCAGGAGGCAGCGGAGGCCUACCUGGUUGGGCUCUUCGAAGAUACCAACCUCUGCGCCAUUCACGCCAAGAGGGUGACCAUUAUGCCCAAGGACAUUCAGCUCGCUAGGAGGAUCAGGGGCGAGCGCGCUUAGGCUGAGUUGACUCGGGAUUUAAAUCGUCUUCUGGUUAGGUUUUGGAUGUGUUGGAUUUCGUUUAGGGGUAUUAGUGUAAAAACAUGUUUUCAGCGUUAGGGUUUCUAGUUUGUACACCUCUGGUGUAGUUUAUUAUCAAUUACUAUUUCAAUGAAAUCUAAUUUCAAUUUA
Salvia miltiorrhiza (redroot sage) is the source of this 698-nucleotide messenger RNA. Its product is annotated as histone H3.2. The transcript has a single exon. Gene Ontology annotation, cellular component: nucleosome. Gene Ontology annotation, molecular function: DNA binding; protein heterodimerization activity; structural constituent of chromatin. The record is from RefSeq and is a predicted model, not a curated record. The coding region runs from base 117 to 527 and encodes 136 amino acids. Lineage: Eukaryota; Viridiplantae; Streptophyta; Magnoliopsida; Lamiales; Lamiaceae.